This is a messenger RNA of Cantharellus anzutake, 816 nucleotides long. RefSeq lists its product as uncharacterized. The record is from RefSeq and is a predicted model, not a curated record. The transcript is spliced from 2 exons. The coding region runs from base 1 to 816 and encodes 271 amino acids. NCBI's taxonomy places the organism in Eukaryota, Fungi, Basidiomycota, Agaricomycetes, Cantharellales, Hydnaceae.
AUGCUACGCAAGCGCGUCAGAGACGACGAAGAAGACGGGAGGCAACCCCUCACACCUUCAACGACACCCCCAGGAUCCACUCAUUCUUUAUCCAAGCGUCGGCGUGUGGCUCCUCCAAAUGCUCGGGCUGCAGGCUCUCCCGUAACUGCUGCUCUUCAUCCAGGACUGGACAAUCUUCACCACCCCCUUGGAGACCAAGUUUUAUCCGAAGAGGAUGAAUGCUUAGACCAGAUCGAGCUGCAUGCUUCUAGGUCGGGGUCGCAGCUUUCGAUUAUUGAUCGCAGCACUGGGCAGCGAGACUUGCAGAACCGAUUCGCCAACAUAUCACCCGAUGAGUUCACAAGAGAACGCUCUCUCAGUGAAGAGGAAGAUAACUAUGACCCAGAAGAUGUUGACGCCUUUGAAGGCGAGAGCUCUGACGACGAUGAUACCUUUCACACUUUCUCGCACUCUCGUGCGAAACCCACCUUUGUCCACCGUGACUCGUCGCCAACAUCAGCUCCUCUCGCUCCUAUCAAUGCUCUUCUUCAUGACCUCCAUGAACAGCGACAGCUUGUAUGUCAGCAGCGGGAAGUUACUAAAAGCGCCGCUCUUACCACGGGAGCCAGACUCACGGUCGAAACUCCAACUAGCCGAACCCCCACACCACCCAGGCCUGCACACCUAACUUGUACGAAAACUUCUACAAACUCUGAGUCUGUGGAGGCCGAGAAAGCCACUGUCACUGCACGGUACGAAGAAACCAAUCGUCUUCUCGGAGCCCUAUUUCUGAACCGGAGACGCCUUCCCAAUCGCGUUGACAGUGAAGAUAACUAG